Molecule: messenger RNA, 3819 nt
Organism: Ictalurus furcatus (blue catfish)
Lineage: Eukaryota; Metazoa; Chordata; Actinopteri; Siluriformes; Ictaluridae
Product: sodium/potassium/calcium exchanger 3
Exons: 17
Coding region: 623-2428 (601 amino acids)
Biological process (GO): intracellular calcium ion homeostasis; calcium ion transmembrane transport
Cellular component (GO): membrane
Molecular function (GO): calcium channel activity; calcium, potassium:sodium antiporter activity
Source: RefSeq, a predicted model, not a curated record
GAUGGAUAGAUGGGAAUUUGGAGAUAGUUUUUCUCAGUGCUUGCCUGGGUGGAAGUGAUUUGAGGGACAAUUCGGUUUAAAAUUGCACAAGGUCUGCCACAGGCUGAAUACUGAACCCAGAGCGAAGGUUUAACACGGGUGGAGUGGAAGAAGUAGCUGAUCUGAGAACAGCUGUGGCGUAAAACGUGCAGUUUGUCUCCCCCUAGUGGCUCUUCUCGCGUGCUGAUUUCAACUCUAGACCACGACCACUGGCGCGAGCUCUGAUUGGGAGUGGUGAGUGCGUGCAUGUGUGUGUGUGUGUGUGUGAGAGAGAGAGAGAGAUUGUGAGUGUGAGUGUGUGUGCGCGCGUGUGUGUGUCAGAGAGAAACAGAGAAGGAGACGUUUCCCAGCCGUUAGGCAUGUGAGUAAAUCGUGUACAUCGAGUCGCACGCGCGCUUCGAAACGGCCGAUGAGGAACCGUUAGCGUUUUGGCGCGCGCUGAGGAUGCGUCCAAACAACUUCGAAUUGAAGGCAAACGGAGCGGCGGACUCAAAAGUUUACUAAGUCAGUCGGAGAGGAAGCGCGACCACGGGACCUCAAGACGGUGAAUAAUAAUGUUCUGAAGCGGGGGAAAGAAAAGGCGAUGAAGCCGGUGACGCGGAGCGGGAGGCGGCGGCCCUUCACGCGCCUCUGCUGCGGCGGCGUCGGGCUGCUCGCGCUCGCGUGCCUCGCGCGCUUCCAACACCUGACAGUGACAGAAGCUUCAAGCUCAGACCCGGCUGAAGACGUCGGCCUUGACUGGACUGGACGCAAACUGAUGCAAGACAGAAUCGAGAACCACACUCUAGAACCUCCCCGAGCAGCCAUCCAUGAGUUCCCUGAAGAUAUCUUUACUAAGGAACAGAGGAAGAGGGGGGCCGUGCUGCUACACGUGCUAUGUGCCAUUUAUAUGUUCUACGCUCUUGCUAUCGUCUGUAAUGACUACUUCGUCCCCUCCCUGGAGAAGAUCUCAGAGAACCUGCACCUCAGUGAGGAUGUGGCUGGGGCUACAUUUAUGGCUGCUGGAAGCUCUGCCCCUGAGCUCUUCACCUCCUUGAUUGGUGUAUUCAUCACUAAGGGGGAUGUAGGAGUGGGAACGAUUGUCGGCUCAGCUGUCUUCAACAUCCUCGUCAUCAUCGGAGUGUGUGGCAUCUUCGCUGGUCAGACGGUGGCUCUUACCUGGUGGUCUCUGUUCCGAGACUCACUCUACUACAUCUUCUCAGUUCUGGCUUUGAUCUUGGUCAUCUAUGAUGAGAGGGUUGUGUGGUGGGAGUCCAUACUCCUGAUCUCCAUGUACGGAGUUUACAUUCUCAUCAUGAAAUUUAACAGUCAGAUUGCGAGCUUCGUGGAGCAUCAUUGCGGUGGUCCAGGGCGGUGCUGCCAGCGAGGAGAAACCCCUAGAAACGAUGACACUGUGGACGAUGGAGCCAACUGCAAUACCUCCAUGGUGCUUCUGAGAAAAGGUCAGUCUGGCGCUGCACAGCAGGAAUCUCCAGUAGUGAUGGUGGAUGAGCUGCUGAUCCUCAGGCCUCACCAGCUCUCUUUUCCAGAGGCGGGGCUACGCAUCAUGAUCACGCCCCAUUUCUCACCUCGCACCCGUCUCAGCAUGGCCGGCCGCGUACUCAUCAGCGAAAGACAGAGGCUGAUAAGGGAAUCAGGGCAGAGGGGAAGCCCAGUGAAGACAUUUGGCUCGGGAGGGUUUGAGAACGGAGGGAGUGUGGAGAGACCCCUUCAGGAUGGAGAGAGGAUAGACAUAGAUGGGGCUGUGAAAACAGAUAACCUUCAGCCUGAGGAAGAGGAGGACAGGGACGAAAUCUUCAGACCUCUCCAAGUGCCAGAUGGUUGUGCAGCCCGUGUUAAGUGGGUAGUAUCAUGGCCACUGGGUGUGCUGCUGUAUUACACCGUGCCCAACUGCAUUCUACCCCGCUGGCAUCGCUGGUUCAUGGUCACCUUCAUCUCCUCCACGCUCUGGAUCGCCAUUUUCUCCUACCUGAUGGUGUGGAUGGUCACUAUUGUCAGCUACACCCUGGACAUCCCAGAUUAUAUCAUGGGCAUCACGUUCUUGGCAGCGGGCACCAGUGUGCCGGAUUGCAUGGCUAGCCUGAUCGUAGCUCGCCAAGGUAUGGGAGACAUGGCGGUAUCUAACUCAAUAGGCAGUAAUAUAUUUGACAUCUUGCUGGGUUUGGGCUUCCCAUGGAUGCUCAGAACGCUGGUGGUCGAAUAUGGAUCAUCGGUGUUCAUCAACAAUAAAGGUCUGGUGUACUCGGUUAUCCUGCUAUUAGCUUCUGUCUUCCUCACUGUGCUGAGUGUUCACCUGAACGGCUGGAAGCUGGACCGGCGUUUGGGUUUGGGCCUCUUGCUGCUUUACUCAAUCUUCCUCCUCUGCUCCAUCCUCUUUGGGCAGCUUUAAAAAAAAAACAAAAAAAACUCCUGUACAUCCCAACUUCCAUCCAAGUCCACCAGUCAAACCAGUUUAGUUCUCGUUUUGAGUUUUGAUUCAUUCACACUGGACAUGGUGUUAACCUGAGCUGAAUCUCAGGCCAAGCAGAGACAGUGGAGGAAACUCAAGAGGGACGGACGGACUAAUAGCUCAGAACGAAAGAUCCUGAAGCCGCAUCUGUCCGGACGACAAAUGCAGUUACACUGUACAUGUACAGCUUUGUUUUUUUUCAGUUCACACACUGAAUCAUUUCAAAGAGAGUUCCACUUCGUCCAUAAAAGCAUCGCUGCCUACUCUUGAGCAGAUAACACAGCAGUGAAGGUGAUCGUAUAUUCUGAGUACAAAGUUGUAGCAUUGCUCGUAAAAACCAUCCAUCUUGUUGGUUGUGGCUGCGCGUUUAGGAACAUGUCCGUAUGAAACAAACCAGCCUGGAAGAACAAUGAAACAGCCUCGGAAUCACGACACGUUUAGAUUCGCUUUUAUUCAUUCAGAAGUUGCUUUUAUCCAAAGUGGCGUACAAGUGAACUCACAACAUUGUAGGACACAACUUUAACCACGGAUAUGAAACCAGUAGAGUGAGACCUGAAAACAUGCCGAGGAGCCAGUUGCACCAGCCGGACGCGAGAGUGAUUGGAAUUUUUGCAAAACAUAGUAGUGCGUAAAGUUAUCGUAGAUCAAAAUGUAUUGUGGCGUAUUGUGGCAAAAUGUAUUGUGGCAUAACCGGCCAAUCAGAAACGUGAUUCGACGUUAACAGGAAACACUACAUGCUCAAGCAAGACGGGUGAAGAAGCAGGGAAGUGAAUCUGUUAAUAUCGGUUUGAUGCCGUGUUUAUUUACAUGCUCCGAUGCCAGCAUCUUAUACCUGGUGAUACUUCAUAACGUCGGCCUAGCCUAGUGUGCGUUCUGUCGCUUAUUAAACAGUGAUGAUGGCGAUCUGGAGGUUUUUCCACAGGCUACAAAUGACAAUCAAAGCAAAAAUAUCGAUACAAAUAACCUGAAUAGACAUCUUCAACAUCAAACUCCUACUAUGAGGAGUUCAUUACUAGCAGCGAACACUAACUAGUUGAGAAAAAUGUCUAGAGAAAUCAGCUCGCUAAUGUUAUAAAGAACAAACCUUGUAGCCUAAGUGUGUGAACACUUGGGAAACAUAAACAAAGCUAAAUUAAAUGUUCAAACACGUGCCUGAUAAUUCAUUCAUUCGAAGUAACUUACUCAUUUCGUUAUGAGUUCCGGUAUUGAUUAAUAUGAAAAAUACAUGUUCUUGAUCUGAGAAAAAUCAGAUUGAUGCAGACCCAUAGAAAAGUGGACAGAAUCAAUAGCUAUGUUUCCAUCCAUGUAUUUUUAUAUGAAUUUUGGGAUAU